GCCCGUCCGGGAAAUCGGGUCGUUGUUCGCGCGAUCGCCCGAUACAGAUCCCGUGUGUAUCUCGCGUCGUAUCCCAGCAUCCGAGACACGCGUCUCUGUCUCUCUUUCCCUCUCUCUCUCUCUCUCUUGAUAAAAAACAAAAGGUCCGCGAUGCCGAACGCGGCUUAGAAACUCCGUGAACUCGCCAGACGGGAGAGUUUUACGAGACACGUGCGUAUAUCGUUUAUGCGAGUAGAGGGUCACAUAUUGGUCCCGCUGGUGUUUUACUGAUGGGUAAAAGUGUUCUCGCCGUGGGAGUAGUGAAUACACACAAAAAUCGAGAGCGCGCCAUAACGCCGACGAGGACGACGAGGACUUUAUAUGAGACGGCUCUACGGCCCUUAAUGUCUCCAUCGUGAGCCGUCGGUAGCUAUCCUACACGUGCGGGACUCGGUCCUGCGGGACUCGGGAUCACUCGGGUGGUGGUGAGAAGGAGAGCGAGCCGAGAGAGCUGAGAUAAAAGGACGAUGGGGGUGCCGGACGUGGAGCAGGCCAAGAGGCGACUCCAGGACAUCCUGAGGCGGGCGCAGAAGCUGGAGAUACCGACGCAGGAGGUGAUCUCGACGAGAACGGCGCGGAAGUUGCUCGCGAGGACGCGCAACGUCCUCGCGUGGACCAUCUGGAUCGGCGUGUUCGUCAUCCUGCUCAGCGGCGUCGUCUACGCGCGCUGGCCGACACGGCAGGACGUGGAGACCGUCAGGACCGUGCUCAGGCGAACGUGUUCCGGUACAGCUUCGGGCGAUUUUUCGGAACGAGUAGCGGCGCUUCUACAAUCAUCCUCGACCCAGGACGACUGCUAGUAGUGCGCUCUACCAUGUGUCAGCCCUUCUUUAAUCCAGUACGUCAGCGAAAGGGAAAAAGAGGAGAGACAGGCGAAAGGAGAAGCGAUCUAAUGCUCCAAAUAAUUUUUGUCGAGCUAAUCUGUAAGCUUUAAGACGCGCGUUUCGUGACACAGUGUCUCUACUUUAUAUAGAUUUUAAGACAUCGUUCUCUGUUUCGCGCGGAUAAUGUUACGGCACGACGACAACAGAAUUUGUGCAAGUAUCGAGACGAGUGAUUGUCAGUGCAAAACGCGACCUUCGCGAGAGUUCGCGUAAAACGAAACGAUCCCUCUUGAGACUCUUCUCUUUGCGUCACUUUCGCGAGGAAAUGGAUCCGGCUCGAUAACGUUGCUCACAACUUCAUUUUCAUCGCUAUAAAUCGUAUUUACGCAAAGCAACCCGCGAAACAAUUUUUUAUAUAUAUAACAAUAUCAAAUUAUACAUAUA
Molecule: messenger RNA, 1307 nt
Organism: Nylanderia fulva
Lineage: Eukaryota; Metazoa; Arthropoda; Insecta; Hymenoptera; Formicidae
Source: RefSeq, a predicted model, not a curated record